UCGCCGCCGCCGCUCCCGCCUCGCCGUGCAGUUGCUGAGGAAGACGCUGGCUUAGACUGGACUUUGCACAGGAGGGGAAAAGCCUGACAUUCCUGAAAAUGGCAGCUGAGACAUCCACAGAAGUUCCAAAAACUGCUAAGCAAUUCGUCCUUAAAGAAGAGGUAAUCGUAGAAAGAAAAUGGUUGAAGCUUGAGGAAACAACUUACACUGAUGCCUUUGGUAAAACCAGAACUUGGGAAACUGUAAAGCGUGUUGGCAAGAAAAAGAGUGUUUCAGCUGAUGGUGUGGCAGUAAUAGCUGUACUACAGAGAACUCUCCACUAUGACUGUAUUGUCCUAGUGAAACAGUUCAGGCCUCCAAUUAAUGGCUACUGCUUGGAGUUUCCUGCAGGCCUCAUUGAGGAAAAUGAGACUGCAGAAAGUGCUGCAUUGAGAGAGCUGGAGGAAGAAACUGGCUACAAAGGGGAAGUUGUUGAAUGUACUCCAGCACUCUGCUUGGACCCAGGUGUGUCAAACAGCACAACACACAUCGUGAGCGUUACCAUUAAUGGAGAUGAUGCCGCCAAUACAAGACCUAAGCAAAAGCUUGAUGAUGGAGAAUUUGUGGAAGUUAUUUCACUUCCAAAGAACGACUUACUGCAAAGAAUCGAUGAACUAGUAGCAGAAGAGCAUAUUGCAGUGGAUGCCAGGGUUUAUACUUAUGCACUGGCCCUGAAGCGUGCAACAGAGAAACCGCUCCAAGUUCCUUUCAUGAAGUUCUAAAACUUCACAGUAAUAUAGCUGAGAAUCCUCCAGUCCAGAUGGCUUAGAAGUGUAACUCUUCUUGUAAUAAAGGUUGCUUACUUGUAGAGUAAAAAAAAAUAUAUAUAUAUAUAUAUACUUGUAGGAAUGAUUGUGAUAUUUUUACCUGGAAUUAACUGACAGAAAGCAUUUCUUCUAACUGUUUAGUCUACCUAGCCUUGACAGAAUAAUCAAAAUAAAAAUGCUGCUUAAUUUU
Messenger RNA from Meleagris gallopavo (turkey), 996 nucleotides. Lineage: Eukaryota; Metazoa; Chordata; Aves; Galliformes; Phasianidae. The record is from RefSeq and is a predicted model, not a curated record.